AAUCCAAGCCAUUGACCAUAGGAGGAAGCAAGCGCAUUCAUUCCUACAAUUCAUUUCAUUCAACAAUUCCUUUCAUUCAUUUUACUAAUGUGAAAAGAAACAUGUAUGAUGUAUAAGUGAUUAGCUAACUGCAUGCAAACCGAAACAGGGAAAUAGGCUGUGGCAAGCCUGUAAGCUUUCACUUCCUGUGGGGGGAAAGUCCCCAAAACUCACAUACCUCAGAACGAUCUGUUCAGUGUCUCUCAAGCAGCGAUCAGAAUGGGCAACUGGAUAGAAAAUGAGGGACUUUCCAUAUUUGUCAUUGUAAGUACAAUAAUAAUUUUUAAUAAGACUAUUUUUCUUUCUUUCAGUGAUUGCCAUUGGUUUAUUAUCAUGCAAACUUCUUCAUCAAUAAAAGGUGUUUUUUAAAAUAUAUAUAAAAAAAUUAAAAUAAAGGCAUUGGGUUGUAUCCAACUACAUUCCACUCUGAAAUUAAUGUACCUCAGUGGAUCUAUUCUGUGUGUGACCAGCAUUAGAUACACAUCCUUAAUGUGAUGGAAAGGAAGCAUUCAGAAUGAGGAGAUUCAUCAAAAGGCUUGCAUAAGAAUGUUUGGUCUGUGAAAAAACAGCAACAUUGAAUUGAAAUGUAAGAAAAUAUUGUAGCUUUUUAAAAUGUUUAGUCAGUUUAGCUUGAUUGAAGGCAAUCAAUAAAUAACAAAAUAUUCAAUUGGAAGGGGCGGUAAACUAUGUCGGGCAUGGAAACCACAGCUUACAGAAGUCUUACAGAAGUUUUCCACCUUUCUGACGAAGUUCUUGAUGCUACCUUCCAACCAAAAAUCCAUUAAUGCGAUUAAUCUAGCCAUGGGUAAUAGAAGGGGCUCAAAGUCUCAGAAAGUAGAACUAUGUAUGAAUUUUUAGAAUCUGUGUUGUACACGGAUGAGUAGCUUUAAAUACAAUUUUUAUGUUAUUGUACAGUAUUUUCUUUAUGCACUUGGUUUUAAAUAUAUGUAACCUUUGUGUAUGUUCUGGAACUGAACAUCACUUUAAUAAAAAAUUUCUUACAAAUUUGAUAAAUAAAUUGGGGGGCUACACUGCACAUGAAAUAUAUACUAUCCCUAAUUUGCAAUUUACCACCUACAUUUUAAAAAAUGUUAUUAAAUAACAAUCUCAUUGUUUAAUAUGCACAGUGAUCACAUGGAACUGAUAAUUAUCAGACUGUUUGGAUUAAGUUGAACAAGAAUUGAUGUCAAAAUUCCUGAGAUGUUCAAACUAGUUUUGACAAAUCUUUGAAAAGUUGUGCUCGUCUCAUGUUAAAAACUGGUAUGAUUUAUGACUGGAGAAAGGGGUAUUUACCAGAACAUGGAAGAUUUCCUCAUAACCAUGGGUGUUUCAGGGCUAGUUCCACAUUUAACAAGACUUCUGUAAAGUUUUCUCUGGAGAAACAAAUUUCUGCAUCAAUGGGCUUCCUAGGGUGGCAGCAGGGUGGCCUUCCAUGCCAGGAAAGUUGUCACCAGCAUUUAAUAACACCCUUGAUGUGGCGAGGCUGUGUCAUUGGGCAUUGUUGAAAAUGCAAAUGGCUACCAUCACCACCACCCCGUCCCAGCUCCUAGGGCAGUUGUCAGUGCAGUUGAGAUCCUAGCUGAUUCCCAAGGGUAUUGUGAGCAUUUCCCUUUGCCAAAUAAUUUUAGAAAAUUAAUUUGAUCCAGUUCUGAUCAUUUGUUUUGUAUUUUAUGUUGUUUCAAUUAUUUUAUUGUAAGUUGCCAUGAUUUUUUUUUUAAUGAGUGGGUAGUUAUUAUUAUUAUUAUUAUUAUUAAUAAUAAUAAUAAUAAUAAAACACUCUGUUCCCUAGGAAGAACAGACUCAAAAGUGUUCCAGUUUAAGUGUUCCAGUUUAAACUCUUGAUUUCUCAGCAACUGAAAAUAAAUUAAGAUCAUACAUUUUUUCCCUUCAGAUUGUGUGGCUGGCUAUAAAUAUCUUCCUCUUCUGGUGGUACUACUUGGUAUAUGACCUUGGAAGGGAAUACAUCUAUACAAGAGAACUUCUUGGGGUAAGUACUAGAUGCAUAUUUACUGUAAAGGUAAAGGGUAAAGGGACCCCUGACCAUUAGGUCCAGUCGCAGACGACUCUGGGGUUGCGGCGCUCAUCUCGCUUUACUGGCUGAGGGAGCCAGCAUACAAGUUAUGUGACCAGCAUGACUAAGCCGCUUCUGGCUAACCAGAGCAGUGCAUGGAAACACUGUGUAUUUACUGUACACUGAUGUAUAUUUACUCUACCUCUGUCAAAAGAAUGUUAAUUUAUGCUGCAUCUCAGGCCUCCUUAACUGGGUGUAAGUAAGCCCCAUUGAAUUCAAUAGGACCUACUGCUGGGUUAGACACAGACCCCAUCUGCACUAGACAUAUGAAGCAGUAUCAUACUUUUUAAAAUAGUAAUGGCUACCCCACCCCAACUGUAGUUGGUUUCCAGGCAACUCUGAGAAUGCAUGAGAAAUGUGAGGAAAAAUUGAUUGACAUGACAUCAUAUCACCUCCCUGUAACAAGUUGGGAUAAAUGACCAAUAAACAGGUAAUCCUAGAGCAAUCGUGGUUUCAACUUGACUAUUCAAAAAUGCAGCAGUCUGGGAUGUUCCCACCCAUUCACUUUUAAGCAAUCAUAGAAGUUCCAGUAUGGCCACUUCCCUUCCUUGCUUCCAUUUCCCAUUUUCUUCUCUCACUUCUUGUCAGAAUCAACUACCAACUCAGCUGUGACUCUCAAAAAGAUGUUUGUUAUUUGGAAAUGACUGUGGUGAUUUGGCAAGGCCUCCAGAGAUCAGUUGUAGGAACAUUAUGCAAAGGUUCACCUUCAUGAUUCUUCUAAGAUCAAAUUAGACGUUGUUGGUCUAGGCAACUCUUAUCAGACUCAGCUAGCAUGGCCUGUGGUCAAGGAUUAUAGGAGUUGUAGUCUCACAAUAUCUGGAGGGCCACAGGUUCCCCAUCCUUGGUGUGGAGACUGUAUUUUUCAAUUUUAUCAUCUUCCAAAACAGUUUUUAAUUAAAAACUAAACAAAGAGAAAUAUCACAUUUAGCAUAUGAAAAUAUUUCCUGUUCAAGUGUCUGUGCCAUUACAACAGGUUUAAGUUCCCCAGUGGGACAAAAAUAAACCAAACAGAGAGAAUAAAAUUCCUUCACACGUACUCACUCAUUCCAAGCUUGCAACACAAGUUUUAUUUUAAACUGUGUAUGUAUGUAUGGGGAGAGCAGGGUUGGCCCCACUGGUAAGCAGAGUGAAGUAGCUGAUUUGGGGCAAUAUGAAAGGAAAAUUAAUUAUUAUUAUUAUUAUUAUUAUUAUUAUUAUUAUUAUUAUUAUUAUUAUUAUUAUUAUUAUUAUUAUUAUUAUUAUUAUGUAUUUACUCACAGUGAGAGUAACUUUUGGAAUUUUAUGCCUCAAGUGCCAAAAGUAACUUGGCCUGCCUUGGGUACUGUAUAUCUUGACUUGGGGCCUGGGUGUCAGGAGGGACAUUUCUGCCUCAGGCAGCAAAAUGUAUUGGACUACCUCGAUGGUACAUCAAAAUGUACUUCAAGGUACAAAUGGAGUGCAAAGAAGAGAAGGGAUUUUGGGGGGUGCCUGGUAAGAUCCCCCCCUUCUGCUUAAGCAUGUGCUUUUAGUUAUUUCCCUUCCCAUCUCAAAAGGAAGGUAACCUUUUUUUUGAGGUGAAUACUGUAAGGAAAUGUUUCAUUCUGGGCUCACUUAAAAUGAAUUCACCCCACCAGUUGAGGUGGCAAUUUACCAGGUAAUAUUCUUGCCUCCAUUAGAGGUAUGGAAUUCACCUGUGGUAGCCAGUUGACUAGACGUGUUAUCUUCUGCUAAAUCUGAUCAUGUAAAUUAGCUUUCUAUAAACCAUUUUGCAAUAGACAAUCUGUCCUUCCAUUUAGUCCAAUUCUCGUUUUCUUCACGUUCAUAUAUACUGGUCUGGCAUCCUUAACGUUGGUGUACCUGGAACAUAAAGGUUCAGAUUAGUUUUCUACCUCUCUUCCAAUUUAUUCUUCAGAUAAUGCUGCUUAGUUAAUUUGAAUCCUGUUGUCUUACAUUUUAGCCUUUCCUGGCCCUGGCUCGGGCACCUGCAGCAUGCCUGAAUUUCAACUGCAUGCUGAUCCUGCUUCCUGUCUGUCGAAAUCUGCUUUCCUUCCUCAGAGGCUCCAGUGCGGUAAGAUGGAGAAGUAUUUUCCAUUGCUAGUGAUAGUAAGCAACCUACAAAAUUGUGCUUGUUCAGUGCAACUUUUCUUACAAUGAAUGAAGUAUCUGUGAACAUAUUCACCUGAUCUGUUUCUGUGAUGAAAGUAUGAGAACAUUCAGUGUUGAUUCAUAUUUCUUUCUGUCCUUUUGACACAAAAUGCAGGAGAGCUUUCAAAAUAUGUUUGUUCCCUGUCAAGAAAAACUCCAGAUAUUACUGCUUUUAGACAGUUGGCUUCACACACUGACAGCCAGCCAGGACAGAACGGGGGCGGGGGGGGGCCUACAAUUUUGAGAAGACCUACUCUGUGUCCUCCUGGUUAGAGGCAAAGGGGAACCUUUUGGUAAAGAUUAUUGAAAUGGGACCUACAUUUCCCAUCUGCCCUGGGCCUAUUACGAGCUGUGCAUUGCCCUGCAGCCAGCAUGCACACAAAGGGAAGCUGCAAUCACACUUUGCUGGCAAGUGCACCAGCAUGUUAAACAUUAGCAGAAGGCAAAGAUGGGGUGGUGGCCCAAUCCUCACCUGACUUGCAGUAGAUUGCAUCACUCAACCUUACUGAGAAGCAGAAAAGGAGUGGUUGGUGCAGUGCAAAUCAGAGGUCAGAUGAGCCCCGCUGCCCCAGUGUGCCAUCCACUACUGAUAAUAAACUUUUGAAUUCACAAGUUAUGUUUUUGGAUGCAAAGUUGUUUUUUUUAAAAAAAACAACACAACUUAUAUUCAUACCUUUAAAUGUUAGUCUGUGAGAAUUCUCUGUCACAUUAUUUUGGAAUGCCAAGGGUGACCUUAAAGUCAGAAAUAUGAAACAGGUAAGAAAAAUACAUUGGACUGUUUUGAUUACAGUGCUUUCCAGAAGAGUGGUGUGCUUUGAUGGAUUCUUCUCUUUGGCAAAAGGAAUUCUCUGCCUGAUAAUUAGGCAGCAUUUGCCUGUAACUUGCACUGUAAUGUAAUAAGCACCCAGUAUCUCAUGGGAGUCCAGCCACUGUGGUUCUUAUAGGAGAUAGUAUUCCUGCCUCAUUACUCUUUAUCCCCCCCCCAAUUGUUUUGAUUACUUUUGAGCUUGUUAAAUCUAUCAUUAACCCAGGACUGACACACAUAAAUUAAGAAAUCAUAUAUAAGAAAGCAAACAUGCUCAGUUCAUCAACAAUGAUGUCUUCAUUACAAAAACAAAUAGUCAGAUCAGCUCAGCAAGAACAUGCUAGUUGUAUCAGCUACUGGUAAUGCAAGCUCCACUGCCCCCCAUAAUUGGGCUUCCUCAUUCACUUAAGUGGUGAUAUCAGCUCUGCAUACAGAGGAACACACUUAGCAAAUUUAGGAUCUGGCUACAAGAAAUUACUGGAUUGGAUCAAAUAUGUCCAUUCUUUAUAAGAUAGCAUAGCAAAGAAAGAGAUAGUCAUGCACUGUGUGUGCUUUUUUUUGUUUUAAGCCUUCAUUUUUCCAGCGUCAUCUUGAAUUCAAAAAGACACAGUAUGCAUUUAACUUAGCAGAGUUGCAUGGAAUCUGAUUCUUCUUAGUUUUAGCAAAGCAGCUUCUAAAUACCAUCGACCAAAGCAGCCAUAUUACUCAAUAUCUGUCCAAGCUAAAUCAGGGAACAAGAAACUUCCUUUACUGGCAGAACUAUGGGGAAAAUAGCUCUUUUUCAAAUUUGGGGGAUUAAUUUCACUUCUACUUUCACAAGUAACUUCUAAAUUUUCCAAUAAGAUUUUCUUUACUGAAUGAGACAAAAGCAGAAAUAAUGGCUACAUUAACAUCAAAUAUCCACCCUCUCAGAUUCUCAUUUGUUGCUCAGUCCUUACAAUGCAUGGGUUGACAAAUUGUGGCCAUUCAUUCAGCACCCUGUCUGUUUGUUUACUAGAUUCUGAUACCACCUUUCAACAAAAGGUUCUUGGUUGGUUUACAGAGAGAAAUACAAAAACCAUUACAUGCAAAACCAUAAGAUACAGUUCAGACAGUAAAACAACAAGGAAUCGGCUGAUAUAUAAAAUCAUAGAAUCAUAGAGUUGGAAGGGACCCAAGGAUCAUCUAGUCCAACCCCCUGCAAUGCAGGAAUCUCAAUGAAAGCAUCCAUGACAGAUGGCCAUCCAACCUCUGUUUAAAAACCUCCAAGGAAAGAGAGUCCACCACCUCUUGUGGGAGUCUGUUCCACUGCCGAAGAGCUCUUACCAUCAGAAAGUUUUUUCGAAUGUUUAGUCAGAAUCUCCUUUCUUGUAACUUGAAGCCAUUGGUUCGAGUCCUACCCUCCAGAGCAGGAGAAAACAAGCAUGCUCCCUAUUCCAUGUGAUAGCCCUUAAAAUAUUUGAAGAUGGCUGUCAUAUCUCCUCUCAGUCUCCUGAUAUAUGCAAAGUUAAUGGUAGUUAAAACUGUUUUCAAAGCCUGCGAGGGUCAAAAUGUAUUUGCCUGGCACUGUGAAGAGAAGAGAGGUACCUAGGCAGACUCUGUAGAGAGACAGUUCUAUCUUGGCUACAACUGAGAUAGUUUAUUCCUCAGCUGCCACCAGCCUCAGACCGGGAGGCAAGGAGCCCUGGAGGAUGGUCUUUGUCCAUCAGCAGGUUCAUAUGGGAGAAGGCACUCCUUUAAUGUAAGCAUGCACUUUAAAACAAUUAUCAGCUAUGGGUGAAAUAUCAGAUUGUUAUGUUUCCCAGCACGGGAUGAUUCUGCGUUGUGAUGAAAAUCCCCAUUGGAACUCUUUAGGGAAAAAAUAGUAUAUCAUCUAAUUCAAGACUGAAUAAUAGCGUAUAAAUAUAGGCUUUCAUUGUCUUACUUCAGUAUUUGAUUUUACAAAGAAUCUUCUUUUAAUUAAGAUAUAUGGUAUGAAUUGGUUACUUCACUCCCCCUGCCCCGCCAAGGUGGCAGAAUAAUUUAUUCUGAAAAGGUGGGAAUGUACUGCUUCUUCACUGUUUUUAUAGUAAAAUUUUGAGUCAGAGGACAUGGGAACACUUGCUGGCUUCUCUGGCUUGGUGAAUGCAUUUUUUUCUGAACCCCCAGCUUGGAAUCCAGAAUAAGCAAGCAUACUCUCUUGCAACAACUUCAUCUCCAUAUUACAUUGUUAACAUACCAAGCUGGUUUUUAGCCACUUUGUUGUUAUUAUUCUAGCAAGAAAUAGCUUUGUUUAUCAGAUUGUACGUUCACACUUCUUUCACCAAUGGGAUCUCUGCUGAAACUUGGUAAUAUGCAAAUAAAUGUAUGUAAUCAGUUAAAGGCAGGUAAACAAAUGGUUUGUAGCCUUUUCCCCCCAAUAAGCAUCUCAUCAGAAUUUUCCUGGCUUAGGUUAAUCUCUUCACACUUCCUCUUUUAAAUCGCUAGUGCUGCUCAGUACGUGUCAGAAGACAGUUGGACAGGAACCUCACAUUUCACAAGCUGGUGGCUUGGGCGAUUGCACUCCAUACCAGUAAGUGUUCUGAAACUGAAUUAGGAAGAAGCAUUGUUGGUUUUAGUGACUCCUAUGAGUGUAGCAUUUUGCAGGAAGGGUUCAGAAAGUGAAGGGUCAGAAGGUGAAGGAAGGUGUCAGUGGAAUCGUUUCUAGAAAAUAUUGGGGCUGGGAAGAAAGUAAGUGUUUUCUAAAUAAUAAGGACAUUUAUUUAUUAAGUGCUGCAAGUCACCAGAGCUUGAUUUAAACCUUUAAAAACAUAGGAAUCCUGACCCUCCAUAGCUAUUUCCAUCACAUUUAGAAAUACAAAAUGAAGGGGGGAGGGAGAGGGUAGGGACGUAGAUACAAGGCCACUAGGCCGUACUCUCACACUUACAGUUCAGCGGGUUCAGUACUUUAGCACUAAACUGAUAAAAUCAGUUCCCCUACCUUUGUCAUGUCAUAUUCCCUGCACAGUAAGUGCACUUGUUGACUCUGAAAGUUCUUAUUCUUACUUCCUUUCACUUCUGCCUAAGACAGACACCUGAAAAUCCCACUGAAUAUUAUUAAGUGCUGAGGUCUAAUUAAAACUGUUGCUGGCAGCUGUGGGGGGCAGCAGAUGUGGGGGGGGGAGGGGUAGAGCAGAAACAGUUUAAGAACCAAUGGCUGUAAUCACAUGUCUGUUUAUUCUGUUUUCAUAACUUCUCCCUGUUAAAUUCCACAUGAUGGACCAUCACAUGAUGUAAAAGCCACUUAUGGAACUAUUUUGAAAGAUAGUGCAAGUUUAGUGCUCAUUUCUGUGCUACUUUCUUCCAGGAAAAAAAAUCUUGUUUGCAAAUAGUAUGGAAAUGGGUGCUAAACUUGCUGGAAGUGGCUUUAUGGUUGUGCAAAAACUUAAAUAUAAUGUGGAAAUGCACAGUUAGGGAAACAUUGUGAAAACGGAAUAAACAGCCAUGUGAAUGCAACCUAAGAAUACCAAGGUUUGUCACUUGUACUUUUUCCAAAUCUAUGUUUCUGACUGAGAUGAGAGCAGAACUAAGGACUAAGUUAACACCAAAUAUUCUUAUUCUGCCGAAAUGGUCUUUGGGCUGUCCCUCAAUCCUUACAGCACAGGGUUUAACUAAUUAAUCUGUUGAAGGGCCACAGUCAGCAUCGCCAGCAGUCAGGGAUGGAGGAAUUAAAUUACAAACUCAUGGAGCGCAUCUACUUUGUGGACAAGAUAAAAGGCUGCACAUUUUCUACCUGCAGUAACUGAUAAGAGGAGAAAAUUCUUAAAAGAGAAUGCUGUGCCUUGUCAGAAUUUUGAGGGUUUUUUAUGCUUCCAUUCAUUUAAGUUUUGUAUAAGUUUAAUCAGAUUUGCAUGAAUUCUUUUCAUCUUCUCCCAUUUUACUUAAAAAAUUUCAUUUAAAAUAGGAGCAAUCUUUCCUUUUGAAAGGGGCAUGUCAUAACAUCUGUCAGGAAAAAUAGGUAUUUGACGUUUACUGUCUUGUGGUUUAUUUAGAUCUGAUUAAACUUCUGUUGAUGUCACCUUGUUUGUUUCAUAUUGCUAUAAAUUUACGUUUUGUGAUUGUCUGAUGGCCAGAUACAAACAAAUGAAUCUGAAUUGUAGCCCACAACAUGUGGAGAGCAGCACUUUGGCUACCCCUGUACCACAUUAUUCUAACACCUUUUGGAUAUGUCUUUAUGUUUUUAUUUUUAAGCAAUCCAUACAAUUGCACAUUUAUUUAAUGUUGAACGGUUGGUGGAUGCUCGCACUGAACAGCAAAGAACCCUUAAGACUGCGCUGUCUGAUUUGGGGGAUAUUCCUGGAGACUCUUACCUGAAUUUUGCACGAUCUAAAUUUGAGGUAAGCAAUCACAUUUCUAGAGAAACAAUUAAUUAGUGGUGGUUGCAGAGAGAUAACUUUUUUUUCCUUCUGCAACUACUUCUGUUCCAUUAUAAUGCUGUUUGCAUCAAAACAGACUUGGUCACCCUGAUUGAUGACCAUCAGGGGAAUGUGACCCUGUUGGUUCUCCUUGACCUCUUAGCAGCUUUUGAUACUGAGGACCAUGAUGUUCUUCUGGAACAACUCAAGGAAUGGGAGUUGGGUGUACUUUAUUACACUGGUUCUGCAGGGUUGCUACCAGAAAGUAGUACUAGGAGACCAUUGAUCAGCACCAUGGCUUGGGGACUGUGGGGUCCCACAAGGUUUCAUUCUGUCUCAUCUGCUAAUUACCAUCUAUAAUAUGAAAUCAUUGGGAGCUGUCAUCCAGGCAUUUUAAGCAAUGUCAUCAGUAUUUUGGUGGCACACUGCUGUAUCUUUCCUUUCCACUGGAAUCAUAGAAUUGUAGAGUUGGAAGGGAUCCAGAGGGUUUUCUAGUCCAACCCCCUUGCAAUGCAGGAAUCUCAAUUAAAGCAUCCUUGACAGAUGGCCAUCCAACCUCUGCUUUGAAACCUUCAAGGAAGGAGAGUCCACCACCUCUUGUUGGAGUCUGUUCCACUAUCAAACAGCUUUUACAGUCAGAAAUUUCUUUCCAAUGUUUAGUCAGAAUCUCCUUUAUUGUAACUUGAAUCCAUUGGGUUAUAGUCUCAGGUACAGGAGAAAAGAAGCUUGCUCCAUCUUCCAUGUGACAAGCCCUUUUCAUAUUUGAAGAUGGCUAUCAUAUCUUCUCUCAGUCAUCUCUUUACCAGUCUAAACAUACCCAAUUCCUUCAACCACUGCUCAUAAGGCUUGGUUUCCAGACCUCAGGAGAGUCUGUGAAGAUGCUGGACAAGUGUCUGGAAGCAGUGACAUAUGGGGGCAAUAACCUGGAACUGAAUCCUGAUAAGAUACAAGUGUUGUGGGCAUAUCUGGGAAUUAGAUGUCUGUUCUGCACCUCCCUGAAGGAACAGUUUGGAAUCUGGGAGUAAUCCUGGAUUCUAACUUGUCACUUGUCAGUUUCAAGUGCCUUCAGUGGCUAGGGAGUGCUUAUGCUAAGCUUAGGCUGGGUCUCUAGCUAUGGCUGUCGCCGGAUAGCCUGGCCUCAGGUAUCCGUACUCUAGUGACCUCCUUGCUUGGACUAUGGUAAUGCACGCUACAUGGGGCUGCCCUUGAAGACUUUAUGGGGGCUACAGCUAGUCCAGAAUGCAGCUCCUAGGUCAGUAAGUUGGGCAGCUCAAUAGGAACAUGUGUCACUGGUUCUGAAAACACCACACUAGUUGCCAGUGCACUGGGGCAAAUUCAAGGUGUUAGCAUAUAAAGUCCUAAAUAGCAUGAGACCCAAGUAGCUAAGAGAGUGCCUCCACUGAUAUCAGCCAUCUUGGGCCCUACAGUUAGAAGGUGGGGCCUUGUUGAUGGUACUGCCUCCAAGGGCUCCCCACACAGCACUGACAAAUGACAAGGACUUUUCAGUGGUGGCUCCCCAUUUGUGGAAUGCCCUCCCUGGUAAAGUGCAUCUGUCACCAACAUUAUUAACUUUCAGGAGGAAUUUGAAAACAUUCCUGUUUGCCUAGGCAUCCCUGAGAUUACUGGAUGAAAGAAUGUUUUAAAGUGUACCCAUUUUCAGAUAUCUUAACUGUAGCUUUUUAGAAUACUUUUUAUUUUAAACGAUUGUGGAUAUGUUUGCUGCUCUGCACUCCUUUGGGAGGAACAGCAGGAAAUAUAUGUAAUAAAUAAGUAUAAUCAAUUGUUUUUCAUGUAGAGCUUUAUUCCCUCAGCUGUCUUGAAGAAAGAGAUGCUGCACAAUUCAGUGGUGAAAUAUUUGCUUACGUUCCCAUACUUUUCUGUUCACAGAGCCCUGGGGGUUGUCUCUAUGUAGCAUUCACAACCCUGGCCGGCCUCACUGGUGUUAUCAUUACACUGUGUCUAAUCUUAAUUAUCACAUCAUCUACUAAAACCAUUCGAAGGUCAUACUUUGAAGUAUUUUGGUUCACCCAUCAUCUGUUCAUUUUCUUUUUUGCUGGUCUCGUCAUCCAUGGAGUUGGGUAAGUAUCUACCGGUAUUUAUUUUGAUACUCCACUAAAUAACUAGAUGGAGAUGGAGUCAGAGUACCUUUAUUAGGACUAGCUAAAGAUCGCAGAACAAUGAAUUUGUUCUCCGGAUUCAGUCAGAGAACUCUUCUUGCAGCUAAAUGUUAACAACCAGAUAUAGGAACCAACUCCUAGGGGCUAAGGUCCCUUCAGUCUCUUCUACAAAAUAUUUGAGGAGGGCAUCCCCCCCCCAAGCUGAUGGGCAUUGCCAUUCAAAUAGGGUGGUGUGCUGUGUCUUUUGAUUGAUUAUGCAGGUGGGGUUUACUUGGGCCCCCCAAUAUUUUAUUCAAGUUGGCAGAUAAGGAGGAUGAUCAGUGCACUUACUGAGCUGAAAUGAAGCAAAAGCUUUCAUUGACAACUGUCCAGUUCAUCAGACAUAUACACAUGGUUGCAGGAGAUCAGAAGGAAAUGAAAUGCAGAAAGCACACAUAAUGAUCUUUAUUCUGCUACUAACAGUGGCAAUUCACAGGCACACAAAAAACAGUCAUUGAAAUUCUGAUACAAGUUAGACAAUGCAUGUAGAAAGAUUAUUUGCCUUGACUUAAUCCACAAAUGAUAGAAGCCCUCUGAAGUUUCUUUGUUCAGGAUGCAGUGUCCUGGGAGGUGGAAAUGUUCCCACUGCUGGUUUUUUGAUAUUGCCAUUUCUGAUUUCAGAUUUGGGUCAAUUUAUUCUUUUGCAUAGAGAAUGACCUGUUUGUCCUAUGUAGAAUGCAGAAGAGCAUUAUUGGCAGAUAAUGGCAUAUAUGACAUUGGGAGAUGAGCAAGCAAAUGAACCUCUUAACUUGUGGGGGACAUUAUUAUGUCCUGUAAUAGUGUUGCCAGAGUAGACUUGGGGAUAUCAUUAUAGGGCAGCAUUAUUAUUAUUAUUAUUAUUAUUAUUACUAUUAUUUUCCCUCACCCUUCAUCAAAGGGUUCCAGGAUGGGUUACAGCAGUUCAAAAAUUCAAUAUUAUAAAGAAAUCAAAACAUAUUAUGAUCAUAGGAACCUGAAAAACACCUGCCUCAGGUAUCAAAGGCCAGGGUGGAAGGGGAAUCUAAUAAUGUCAUCCACAACCUCAGAGGUCCAUUCAUUUGCUCAUCUUUCAGUGUUGAUAUAUUCCAUCGUCAACUACCAAUGAACUUCUGCAGUCUAUAUUCUUCAUCAAUCAAAGAAUGCAUCCACACUGCAGAUGAUUUGAACUAGGAUUUGUGUCUCAGAAUUAACCUUCCUAAAAUUACACAUUACAAAAAGCAGAACAUACAUGCUAUGCCUACAAAAUAAAACUGAAUAUAUUUUAUCUUAUGAUAUGAAAGUAAUUACUUUUAAUUUUGGUUAUUAUCCAUUAUCAACAUUGCUCAUGUUGAUUUUUGCUGUUGUUCCCAGAAAAAUUGUACGUAAACAGACUCCAGAUAGUUUGAGUGUCCAUGAUCCAGAUACCUGUGCCAAGAAUUACACCCUCUGGGGGGAAAUACCUUCAUGUCCUAAACCACAGUUUUCUGGAAAUCCUCCUAUGGUAUGAUCUGUUGUUUGCUUGCUUGCUUGCUUGCUUGCUUGCUUGUUUUAAAAAUCUAGGCACUGAGACCAUUGAAGAUCUUAAUGGGAAUGUUUAGCAGUCAGAUUACCACCAGAUAGGGCAAGAGUAAUGUCAAUAGCUCAGGGCCCAGCCAGGUCAAGAAUUAGUAAUUCUCACACAUUCAGUAAAUUUGUAUGUAUUUACUGAUGAAAAGGAAAGAUAUAAUAGAUGUGCACUUUCAAGAGUAACUCUAAACAUUAAGUGAACAGUAAGAACUCUCUUGGUUGGCGGUUCGAAUCCCCGCGAUGGGGUGAGCUCCCAUUGCUCGGUCCCUGCUCCUGCCCACCUAGCAGUUCGAAAGCACGUCAAAGUGCAAGUAGAUAAAUAGGUGCCGCUCCGGCAGGAAGGUAAACAGCGUUUUUGUGUGCUGUUCUGGUUCGCCAGAAGUGGCUUAGUCAUGUUGGCCACAUGACCUGGAAGCUGUACGCCGGCUCCCUCGACCAAUAAAGCGAGAUGAGCGCCGCAACCCCAGAGUCGGCCACGACUGGACCUAAUGGUCAGGGGUCCCUUUACCUUUAAGAACUCUCUUAAAAGGAAUAGAUUUUAGAAAUCAGCCCAUUGUGAGCAAAGUAACUUUCUAAAGAGACAAAGCACUUGCAGAAGUUCUUAUGAACAUUGGCUGUGGUGCAAUGAGCCCUCCGAGUUAAUUGCUGAAACCAGUUCCUGCAUGCAUAAUGCAACCUUAUAUGUAUUUAACAGAAUUUCAUACAUUCCUUCCUGUCCUUGCUUCCUUCAUUCUUCCUGUUCUGUUGACAGACUUGGAAAUGGGUAAUAGGCCCCAUGAUUCUAUACGUCUUUGAACGGUUGGUACGGUUUUGGCGAUCCCAACAAAAAGUUGUUAUCACAAAGGUAAGAGUGAUAUAAAUCAGCUUGCAUGUUUCACUUCACUUAAAGCGUUAUUCAUCCUGGAGUUACCAUAGAGUAAGUCCAGGAUGAUAGGAAUGUCACCUAAAGUUGAUAGGAAUGUUUCCUAAAUUUCAGAAUUUGUUAUCUGCAUUUAUGCAGUCAAUAUCUGUAGAAAAAAGAACCAUUGCUCUAUUAUAGUUUUCAUUAAAAUGUACAUUAAAUUUACAUGAAAGUUACAGUCCUGGUGAGAGACUAGUCCCUCUAAGUGUCCCUAUUUUCCAGUGACAGUCCUGGAUUUACAGAACACAUCCCAUUUUCUGACUUGAUCCUGGAAUGUCCAGUUUUUCCUUAGGACAUCCCUAUUUUUAUCAAAGAAAUGUUCGAGGGUAUGGGCCUAUUGACUAACAGGAUUAUGGCAUCACAAAUUAGUUUCCUUAGCUAUUUCUUUAAAAGUUAGCACGUAUCAAAAAACGCAGAAAGGAAACCCCAGCAGAAUGGCUGCAGUUUGAUCAGUAAUCACUGGGAAAUCUAUACUGUGAUGUCAACAGUGCUGUCAGCUAAUGGAGGGCAUUUUCAGUCUCCACUGUUUCCAGGCAAGCCUUAAAGUAAAUUCCAUUGAAAACUAUAGUAGAGCAAUUAUUUUUGUUCCUCUACUUCCCAAGUAUUUAAGUCAAUGCAAUGAUAGAAUAAUUAUAUUAAAAAAUUAAUAUAUAUAGAUAUUGCUGAGUAUUGCCUGCAGUGCAGUAUUUUAUUGUUGAUGCUGUUUUAAUUGUUAAUGCUGUUGGCUGCAUUUUUCUAUUUCUUGUCAGCUGUCCUGAACUCCUAUGGGAGAAAGGGUAGGCAUGAAAAAUAAAUAGUUGGGACCAAAGGCACUUCCAGACUUUUGCUAUUUCGUGGGUGGGGUUUUUUUGCAUACUGGCAAAUGUGGGUUCUUUAACUAGAGAAGAUUUGCACAGCAACAAAAACCCCUGGCCUUUCUGCAUUUAGAAAUAUGCUUGAGAGGAUGUCAUAUAGCCAACCUGCAAAUAAAUCAGAAUGAAUUUCAAACAUGCAGCUGACACCUGGACACAACCUGAUACUAAUAUCUGAAAGAAGAAAAAAUCCCUGUUUAUCCUCUGGAGAAAAUGAAUCCCAUCUUGGGGGAAGGGCCGUAGGUCAGUGGGAAACCAUCUGCUUUGCAUGCCGGAGGUCCCGGGUUCAUUGCCUGGUAGGGCUGGGAAGCUCCCCGUCUGAGACCCUGGAGAGCUACUACAGGUCAAUGCACAUCAUACAGUCUGAGGGAGCCUGCUAUGUUCCAAUGCUGGAAAAAUACAAAAUGUUACAAACCAUCGAUAUAACUUACUUAUAAAUUAUUUACUAUAUCUAAAACUCUACAGUUAAUCAUAUAUGUAGCGCAAGACUUGGAAAGUGUUUGUCUUAAAUUCUUCAUUCAGAUAAUUAUUUUUAGAGAGUAAAUGGGCUUAGGAUUUUGCGACCAUUUUUCACAAUUCCUUCGGCCAACCCAUCCUGAUUACCUAAUGCAAGCUCAGACCAUCCCAUCCUUCCGGUGUUCUGAGAGCUUUACUUCCUGCCUCCUAGGUUGUCACGCAUCCUUUCCAAACCUAUGAGCUCCAGAUGAAGAAGAAGGGCUUCAAGAUGGAAGUUGGGCAGUACAUUUUUGUCCAAUGUCCUGCAGUGUCCAUGCUGGAGUGGCACCCUUUCACAUUGACUUCUGCCCCCGAAGAGGAUUACUUCAGCAUCCACAUACGUGUCGUUGGGGACUGGACAGAACGCUUGUUUCAAGUCUGUGGAUGUGACAAGCAAGAAUUCCAGGAUGCUUGGAAACUGCCCAAGUAUGUGCAGAAUAAACAUUCUAUGAAAAUGUUAGCAACACUCUAUGUAGAUCGGCUCAAGCUGCUGAUGUGCUGCAAGUAGUGGCAUCACCUUCACUAUAGGGAAUAGCCAGUGUGUGCUUGUGCUGGCCCAUGAAGCUUCUAGGGGCACAAAAGGUCCACAGGAUGCAACACAAUGGGGUGGAAGGGGAUCUUGCAUCAUUCCUACCAGCUGCCCACCAUUGUCAGUAUGGCAUAAUCACCCUCACGUGGCUCAGUUACACUGUAAAAGGUCAGUUAGUCCUAGUGCUGAGGUUGAGGCCUCCGACUGACUCAGGGAAUGAGCACAACAAUGCCCUUGUUCUUACACCAGAUUUUAUAACCUGCCAGCACAGAAACCAAGUAGAGAGAGCUAUCAGUUGCUAGGCUUAGUGGUCUGUUAACCUUAGAUCCGCACACCACAGUCACUUUUGGUCUUUGCCUGUUCAUAAAAACCAGUUUUCUAAAAAGGCACUGUUACAAGAUGGGUUCACUCUGGCAUAAGUGUACAUGCAACCUACUCCUGUGCAUGCCUUGGACUAUUUUUGUAGCUGCUCUAACUCCUAGUUCAUAGGCUACUCCCUGUCUCAGGAUUCAUGGGCCAGGACUACCAAAUGGAACUAGUCCCUGAACAGUGCCACUGCAAGAUUGGCUUGACUCUGACCUGUGCAACCAUUGGAUCAUUAGAGUAUGCAUGGGCCAGUCCCAGUUGCUGUUGUUAACUGUGUUCUCACUGUUCUAGGAUAGCUGUCGAUGGCCCCUUUGGCACUGCCAGUGAAGAUGUAUUCAGUUAUGAAACCGUGGUGUUGGUUGGAGCUGGCAUUGGGGUCACCCCUUUUGCAUCAGUCCUCAAGUCUGUGUGGUACAAAUACUGCAAUGAUGCCUUAAACCUAAAGCUCAAAAAGGUUUGUUCCUGACAUAUACCAAAGCAUGUGACACUUGUUUCCUAGUGCUGAAAAGUGCGUGGAAACAGAGAUUGGGAAGUAUAUAAAGACAAGUAUUGAUUCAGAUCUUUAUGUGUGAAAACAGUGCUAUGAAACACUAUAAAUUAUUAGUUUUAUGUCCGUAUAAACAAAUCUGGCCCCUUUCCCAUUCUUAAGUCCAUUCUUAAGUCCACUCCUGCAUCAGCUUGCUUCUUUUUUUCAGUCUCAUAAAAAAUUAUCAGCAUUUUGGUGCACUUUUCUCCUAAUAUGCACAUUUUUGUAUGUACUUUUGCCCAAUGUAUACUUUUUUGCAAGCAACUUUCGCUAAAAUUAUGCAUUUUCUGUUUUUACGAAUUCAUACAUAUUUAUAAUACUUUCCCCAAAUAUACAUAUUUUUGGAUACAUUAUUUGGCUGGAGGUAUGGCAUUGCAAAAUUCAAAGACAAGUGACUUUCAAAGGACAGGUGCAUUUCAGCUCACGUAUGUUUUAGGUGAAUUUGCAUUAAAGUAUGACGCUCAACCCUCUCCCUACUGUUAGUUCAUGUAGAUGCACUUUCACUUCUACAUCCAAGCAUGGAGAACUAACAGCAGAGAUUCAGCAGCAUCUCUACCCCAGUCCCAAUCCACAGUGGGUCCCUCUUUAUAUGCACACAGUGACAUCCUCUAUCAUUUUAAAUCUAAUCUCUGCAAUUGCAAGAUCUAUUGGCGCAUGCAACCAGAGUGCUGUUUUGGGAUGAGUAUCAACAUGUUUAUUUUUAAAAUGUGUGCAUACCACGUACAUUCAAAAAUAAUCAGUGUACAAAAAAUUAAAACAUGCCCCAUACAAAUGACAGUAAAUAAAUGUCAUAAUAUCAAUAAAGUAACAGAAAUAUGGCUGGCUACUUCCUACACUGACCAAUAAUAAAUGUUGCUGGUAUAUAAAUGCCUUGGGAGGCAUUUAUAAAGAAGAGGAUCUUAACAUGGGUCAAAAACCUAGGAUCAGAGUUGCAUAUCUGUUAUCAAAUACUUCAGCUCAUAGAAUGACAGCCCCAAAUUCAACUUUAACAACUAUUGCAGUUCCCAUUUGUCUUUUUCAUAAAGCAAUAGAAUUGCUUAGCUAGGGAUAAUUCCAGAAAAACUUAUGGUGGCAAAGACCAUUCUUAGUUGAGCAAGCAUUUAAUUUACUAUGACUGAAAGCUACAAGAGCAGCACAAAAUAUUUUGAAGAAUGCCUACUACCCCUUGCUACCCAUUGGAGUCAAGUCUGAGUUUUGUCCUCACCUUGCCUGAAGGUUAUCCUUCAUGCUGCAGAAGAGAGGACGUCUACUCAUCACUUGCACAUGAAAUCAGUUCAUUUUGAAGGACUUCCUCAACUUCUUCCUAGACAAUAAAGGUGGUCACUAUUGUAGCCUUACAAUAAUACUUUACUGCUGACCAAUGUGGUCAUCAGAGGUAAUCCAGAGAAUUACAUUUAUGUCUUCGGGAUUUUGGAGCAGGGGAAAAGGAAGAGAAUGAACUUGCCUAAUUAAACACAUAAUCUAAUAUGCUAACCAGUUCCAUCUUGCCCCUUCCAGAUUUAUUUUUACUGGCUCUGCAGGGACACUCAUGCCUUUGAAUGGUUUGCUGACCUCUUGCAAUCAGUGGAGACUCAACUGCAGGAGAAGAAUAAUCCAGACUUUCUCAGCUACAACAUUUAUCUGACUGGCUGGGAUGAAUUUCAGGUAACUUGCUGCUGUCGUCCUUUCCAAGCAGUUAGAUUCUUGGGAAGACAAUGUAGUUACAGCAGUCCUUCUGCCCACACCCACCCCAAAGUAAAAACCCCAUGGACACACUUCUGCAAACUUUAUUCUCACAGUGAUGUCAGAUCUAACUCCACUUUUACUGGCUGCCACAUGCUGGAUUCUAGUUAUGAGAUGCCACCACAAAUAUUUGAAGGGGGCAUUUGCAAUGGCGCACCAAAAGCAGAAUCGUGUAUGGAAUGGUCAUGUGGCCUGCUUGCCCAUUUGACUGGGAACCAAAAUUAACUGCCUUUUCCUAACAUUCAUUUGUGGCACCAAUGGGAUUUCUUCCCCAUCCCAUUAGUAAUUGCAGCAUGGGGUGAUUUUGUUGCAAUCUCAGGUGUGUAAUCACAGCUCUCUAUAUGCGGCCCCAAUAAAAAUAGGGGUGGGUACACUCAAUAUUAAACAAAAAGCAAAAGCAAAAAGAAAGUCAUAUAAUGAGCCAGGACACAGUUAACAUGACAUGCAGUUAGUUCCUGAAAAAGAGCUGUCUGAUGGUAAUUGAAGGAAUAAAUGCAUGGGUCAGAUUCAAGCACCCCAUUCCACUAGCAGGAAAUAGUGCAAGGACUCCCAGUAGAGAUUUGGGGUUUUCCAGCCUCUCCCCAUUGCAUGUGCUUCCACAUCUCCCUGAAAUCUGCUCUGGAGGGUUGCCUGAUGGAACAAUCUCCUUAGUGCUACAUUGAAUUCCACUCAAAGUGUAUGGUUGGAAAUGCAAAAUAUUGCAAGUCAUAAUAGGGCCCCCCUCACUCAGUUAUUCCAAUUUCAUAUUAGUUCAUCUGCUAGAGCUGUGUUGUUCCACUGUUGAACUUCACUCUGCUAUUUUAGGAGUAUGGGGUGGUGGUGUCUGUCUCUGUUUCUGUCUCUAUCUUUUAUCAGUCUGUAUCUCUCUCUCUCUCUCUCUCUCUCUCACACACACACACACACACACAUGCUAUUACCCUCUGGACCCUACAACUAUCUAAUAAGGACAUUCUUUGCCUUCCUUUUUCCAGGCUGCUCAUUUCAUGGUACAUCAUGAUGAAGAGAAAGAUGUGAUCACAGGCUUGAAACAGAAAACCUUAUAUGGGAGACCAAAUUGGGAGAAUGAGUUCAAAACAAUUGCAAGUCAGCAUCCAAGGUAAAUUUGUUCCUUAGUGCCUGCAGAAUAUGGCCUCACUUUUGCUGCUAUACUUUAUCUGAUAAUUUCUCUUGCUAUCAGUUCCAGGGUUGGCGUUUUUCUGUGUGGACCUGAAGCCUUGGCUGACACCUUAAAUAAGAUGUGUAUUAGCAAUUCGGAAGCUGACCCACGAGGAAUACAUUUCAUAUUCAACAAAGAGAACUUUUGAACACACUCAAAUGUUUGUUUGUUUCCAACGAAAAGCUACAUCUUAUCCUUUGUAUUUGGGCACUAUGUAUCUUAAUUUUGCUACAUUGAGCUCUUGUCUCUCUGGAAUUUUUCCAAAAGUUCCACAUCUGCUUGCCUUGGCUUUUGCAUUCUGUAUAAUUUGACAGAAACCAAAUAUUGCAUAUUAGACUGCCUUAGGUUAUAAUCCUAUACACACUUAUCUGAAAGUCAGCUCCAGUUAACUUAAUGGGACUUUGUAAUGAGUAGGCAUUCAUAGGACUGCAUUGCAGGUUUUUAUAUUUCUGUUCUCAUUUAUUUUAUAUAAAUAAGAUUGAAUUGCAAAGAACUAGAACAUUUUAAGUAUUUGUCACGGUUAUGUUUUAAACUUCAUAAAGGUGCUCCUCAGGUCCUAGUUUCAAGAGACAUUCUACUUUUGUUUUUAUUAUUUAACCAUCACCCUUAAUCAUUAAAAUGGAGGCAUGAUGUGGUGUCUAGUGUCAAACAUAUUGCUCAACUGAGACAUUGCAUAUUUUUGAAAGUGGCAAGAGUUCCACUUGACUGAAGUUUAUUUUUGGCAAGCCACAUAAAUAAACAUUCCUGCAACUUCCUUCUGUCUCUUAGCCUUCUGAUUCAAUGUGAACAAAUUUAAAUGAAAAUAAACAUUACGUUU
Podarcis lilfordi (Lilford's wall lizard) is the source of this 20434-nucleotide messenger RNA. Lineage: Eukaryota; Metazoa; Chordata; Lepidosauria; Squamata; Lacertidae. The record is from the annotation of a GenBank genome assembly.